AUGUUUCGAUCACGUAAUUUAUCUCGUAUAUUGUGGCAGCAAUGUAUCUAUAUCAAAGCUGAUUAUGCAAGGCCAUGUGUUACUGGCGUAUAUAAUGGUAUUAAUAGUAAAACACAUUCAAGAAAUAUAAAUACUGUAACUAUGGAUGAAAGUUAUGUUAAGAAGUUUAUGAAUGCUGUAGGUUGGAUGGAUCAAAGUAGAACACGCUUAAAGUUAACAGGAUAUUUUUUGUACGAAAAUAUACCCGACAAAGUGUCUUACGUAAAUUGGUUUGAAAGUUUAGAACUACCCGACACAUUUAAUUCCUGGUUCAGUGUAACCGAGUUGCACGUUUGGAUGUUAAUGGUUCGGUAUAUGGCUGAAGAUGUUGCCAAACCUACCACUGAAAAAAAAAAGUACAUUAAAGGAGAUGGUCACUUUGUAAGAAAUUGUAUAAUAGAAGCCAUGUGGGCCGAUGCUGCAAAUAAAAUUAAAUUAUUAGAGGGUGCAAAUCCAGCAAUAGCUAGAAAGCAAGUGGCUGAGUUGUCAGAACAGUUUCAAGCUUCUCUUGUGGCUUAUGAUGAAGGAUUAGAUGAUGACAAAGUACUAGCUGCAGCUAUCUGGAGAAGAUUCUAUUCAUUGUCAGACGAUGUUAAGGCUGCACAUAUUGAAAGAAUUGUUAAGUUUAUCAGACAUCAGAUUUCAGAGCUGGAUAAAAUUCCAAGUGAAGAGCUGAGAUGGAAGCCUGACAUCAAAUGGUUAAGUAUAUUGAGUCAUUGA
This is a messenger RNA of Arctia plantaginis, 759 nucleotides long. The record is from the annotation of a GenBank genome assembly. Lineage: Eukaryota; Metazoa; Arthropoda; Insecta; Lepidoptera; Erebidae.